Messenger RNA from Trichophyton rubrum CBS 118892, 408 nucleotides. RefSeq lists its product as uncharacterized. The record is from RefSeq and is a predicted model, not a curated record. NCBI's taxonomy places the organism in Eukaryota, Fungi, Ascomycota, Eurotiomycetes, Onygenales, Arthrodermataceae. The transcript has a single exon. The coding region runs from base 1 to 408 and encodes 135 amino acids.
AUGCAGGCAGAAGAAGAGCUGAAAACAUGUCCGAAGGACUCCGCACGUACUUACGCAGCAAGUACAUGUGGUUAUGCAUUUGAGUCUGUCUCCGUAUAUACCCCCCUCCGCUAUGGCAAGCUAGCUGGAAGAGAGCUGCUUCUUUGGGUUUGGUGGCACCACAGGCUUGAUGAGAUACCCGGACCUAGGUACGGUGCCAUAAAUAGGUUACUGAUCAUCAUGUACGGAGUAUAUAUCACAAGCAACGCGAUCACAAUGCCCAUCGUGUGUUGGCGUGCGAGAUGGAAAGACGUUCGAUCGUAUAAAAAAAGUGUCAAAAAACAAAAACUCAAAAAAAAAAAAAAGCCAAAGGGGGAUUACCAAAAGCGGUUAGAGCGUUUGAGGUUGGUUGGUCUGCGCCGCUUUUAG